Messenger RNA from Chlorella variabilis, 747 nucleotides. RefSeq lists its product as hypothetical. The record is from RefSeq and is a predicted model, not a curated record. Bases 1 to 747 code for a protein of 248 amino acids. The transcript has 3 exons. Gene Ontology annotation, cellular component: nucleus. Gene Ontology annotation, biological process: poly(A)+ mRNA export from nucleus. NCBI's taxonomy places the organism in Eukaryota, Viridiplantae, Chlorophyta, Trebouxiophyceae, Chlorellales, Chlorellaceae.
AUGAGCAGUGAGGCCGACUUGAAGAAACUCCGGGUCGCGGAGCUUCGAGAUGAGUUAGCCAAGCGCGGCCUGGACACCAAGGGGGUGAAGGAUGACCUGGUGGCGCGACUUGCCGCGGCGAUGGAGGCGGAGGCGGCUGAGGGCGGCGCGGAGGAGGCAGCCCAAGAGCAGCCUGCCGCACAGGCGCCAGCUGCCGCGGAGGCAGCGACGGGAGAGCAGGAGGAGCCCGCUCCCGCUGCAGCCGAGGACGGCGCGGCAGCCGCCGGCGAGGAGGCCGCGCCGGCCCCCGCGGCUGGCGCCGACGCGGCGGCACCCGCGUCCGCGGCUGGCGCGCAAGAGCCCAAGCUGACCGAGGCCGAGAAGGCCCGGCUGCGGGCUGCGCGGUUCGGCAUGCCGGUGGUGGCGGACAAGAAGAAGGAGGGCGGCGGCGGCGGGGAGAGCGUGAUUGGCGGGCUGGGCCAGGUGGACAUGAAGGAGGAGAUUGAUCGGCGCAAGAAGCGCGCCGAGCGGUUUGGCAUGCCGGUGCCAGUGCUCAAGGAGGAGGAGGACCUGAAGAAGAAGCAGCGCGCGGAGCGGUUUGGGCUCAAGGUGCCGCUGAGCAAGGAGGAGUUUGAGGCCAAGAAGAAAGAGCGGGCUGAGCGGUUUGGGGGCGGGCCCGCGGCGGAGGCGAUGAAGUCUGGGAUGACAGAGGAGCACAAGAAGAAGCUGGAGGAGAGGGCCAAGCGCUUCGGCAUGAUCGCCAAGUGA